UCAACAAAUAUCCACUUUAAAAACGAACUUCUUCUUUCCCUUUAUGCCCUCUCUCUCUCUACUUUAAACAUUUCUAUUUACAGAAAGUUGGUUCUGGAUUUGCUCUGAUUCUUCUUCCUCCCAAAAAGACAUGUACCCAUCAUCGUCCUCUUCAUCAUCUCAGGGCUCAAUGGGCCAGAGUGGGCUGAUCCGCUACGGCUCAGCUCCAGGUUCAUUUCUAACCACAGCCGUGGAUUCAGUCAUCGGACAACCCAGCUGCGAAUUCUCAGCAGUCGGAUCCCAAUCACUCCUGGGCUCCCGCUACUUCUCCGCCGACACGUCGUCCGAUUCCGCGCCACGCGAUCCGGAAGAGCAGAACAAGGGAAACCCAGCUGGUGUCUCCACCAGGGGGUUACAGAGAUCGUUGGGUUUGAAUGAUAUAGCCGUUGGGGAUUUCGCAACGGUCAAUAAUUUGAAAAAUGGAGUUGGGUCUUCCUCUUCUUCUUCAUCUCUGGUUCGUCACAGUAGCUCUCCUGCUGGCUUCCUCAAUCAUCUCACUGAUAAUGGUUUUUCACUCAAUAGGGGAAUGCCCUCUGAUGGUGGCAGUGGAAUAUCAAGGCUGAACUCUCAACUGAGCUUUACCAGAAACGAGUCUCUUCCUCAGAUCUCUGAAAAAAAUGAGAACAUUGUUGAUGCAAUGAAUACCGAUAAUGACCACAGAAAAGCUGCUCAUUCUUAUGCCACCGUUAGCUUUGGAAUGGGCUCAUGGGAUGAUGCUAAUUCUAUCAUGUUUUCCUCUCCACCAAGUAAACGAGCUAAGAACAUUGGCAGCAACAUUGUCAAUAAUCUCAGCACUGUAGAAUCUCAGUUUCAGUUUAGCCUGCCGCAGACAGCUGUAGAGAUGGCCUCAAUGGAGAACUUACUACAAAUCCCUCAGGACUCAGUUGCUUGCAAAGCCCGUGCCAAGCGUGGUUGUGCGACUCAUCCGCGAAGCAUUGCUGAAAGGGAGAGAAGAACUAGAAUAAGUGGGAAAUUGAAGAAGCUACAAGACCUUGUUCCUAACAUGGAUAAGCAAACAAGCUAUGCGGACAUGCUGGAUAUUGCAGUGAAUCAUAUUAAAGGCCUUCAAAAUCAGGUUCAGAAGCUUAAUAAGGAACUUGACAGUUGCACGUGUGGAUGCAAGGAAACCAUGCAAUGCUAGCAAAUUAGGGUUAGUAAAACCAAGUCUGCACUCAAGGGUCAAGUUUGAUGCCACAGGUGGGUGAUCCUGGCCAGACAGAUCCAUCACUGGAUAACUUGAUAAUACGAAGAAGAUUGAACCAAUUGUACAUAAACAAAGUUGUCCUCUACUUCAGCAAAAGAUAUUUAAUUUGCUACUCUUUUUCCUGAAGAGAAAAUAUGUUAAUGAUAGCUCAGAUUUCUUUUGUUUCAUCUUUUGAUGUUGAAAUGUAUUUGGUUCUGGAAAUUUUUUGAGUUCAAGUACUUAAUAGAUGGAAAUGUUGUUGUUUACAUUUUUUCUUCAUUUCUUUCAUUCAGAAUUAACAGGGAAUGUCUCCUAACAGAGUAAGUUUGGUGCAGGAUGUCAGAUUUGCUUACCUUGAUCCUAGAAAUAUUCACUUGGUAAUUUGUUGCGUACACGUAUAUAUACUAUGUUGCAUACACCUACUAUGGUGCUGAUGCUAAUUAAAAAAAAAAAAAAAAAAAAAAAAAA
Cornus florida is the source of this 1690-nucleotide messenger RNA. Its product is annotated as transcription factor bHLH128-like. Gene Ontology annotation, biological process: regulation of transcription by RNA polymerase II. The record is from RefSeq and is a predicted model, not a curated record. Bases 131 to 1180 code for a protein of 349 amino acids. Gene Ontology annotation, cellular component: nucleus. Gene Ontology annotation, molecular function: RNA polymerase II cis-regulatory region sequence-specific DNA binding; protein dimerization activity; DNA-binding transcription factor activity, RNA polymerase II-specific. The transcript has 6 exons. NCBI's taxonomy places the organism in Eukaryota, Viridiplantae, Streptophyta, Magnoliopsida, Cornales, Cornaceae.